CUGUGACUUCUAACAGUCUCAUCAGCCUGUAGUGAGAAAACAUGGGCCGACAGAAGAUGUACUUGGACAAACUGGCCCGGUCCUUCCAGAUCCGUAACCUGCUUCUUCGGCAGGCGUUGGCAGAGUGUCUCGGUACACUCAUCCUUGUGAUGUUUGGCUGUGGUGCUGUGGCCCAGCUGGUGUUGAGCGGUGGUUCACAUGGCAUGUUCCUCACUGUCAACUUUGCCUUUGGCUUCGCUGCCACCUUAGGCAUCCUGGUCUGUGGCCAGGUAUCAGGUGGCCACCUGAACCCUGCAGUGACCUUUGCCCUGUGUCUACUUGGAAGAGAGCGCUGGAGAAAAUUCCCCAUGUACUUCCUCUUUCAGACAAUCGGUGCUUUUUUGGGUGCCGCCAUAAUUUUUGGCAUGUACUACGAUGCACUGUGGGACCAUCCCGGAUGCUUCAAUGUGACUGGGCCUAGUGCCACAGCUGGCAUCUUUGCCACCUACCCUGGAAAACAUCUCACCCUUGUCAAUGCCUUCUUUGAUCAGAUAAUUGGCACAGCAGCGCUAAUAGUUUGUAUCCUGGCUAUUGUGGAUCCAUACAACAACCCCAUCCCCCAAGGGCUGGAGGCCUUCACUGUGGGAUUUGUGGUUCUGGUUAUUGGAUUGUCUAUGGGCUUUAACUCAGGCUAUGCUGUCAAUCCUGCCAGAGAUCUUGGACCACGUAUUUUCACCUCUCUGGCUGGGUGGGGCAGUGAAGUUUUCACGGCUAGAAAAGGCUGGUUCCUGGUGCCCAUUUUUGCCCCAUUCCUUGGCACCAUCAUUGGUGUGAUGAUCUACCAGAUGAUGGUUGGCUUCCAUGUGGAGGGAGAAGUACGUGACAAAAAGAACUUAGAGGAGGAAAAUGUCCGGCUCACCAAUGUCAACACCAACAAUUCCAAAGAGGCUACCAAAGAAGUGCACUGAGUGUGUUAGAGACGCUACGAGAUUCACAUCCUGUAAAUACUAACACACACCAACAUUUUUCCUUCCACGAAUGUGGAAGCCACAACUGUUUUUUUCCACACCAUUUUACAGCUGUCAGGAUAUCUCCCAAAACAGCCGUGUGUAUGUGAAAACAAGCCACUUACAUUAUUAUGUGAUUGUAGAGGAACACUUGUGUAUGAAUGUAGAGGAGAGAAACACACCUUCAGAGACACAGAAUUACAUUAAUUCUUUUAAAAGAUGAACAUUAGGAUCUUAGUGUCU
Molecule: messenger RNA, 1229 nt
Organism: Xiphias gladius (swordfish)
Lineage: Eukaryota; Metazoa; Chordata; Actinopteri; Istiophoriformes; Xiphiidae
Product: aquaporin-3-like
Exons: 6
Coding region: 42-947 (301 amino acids)
Biological process (GO): glycerol transmembrane transport; water transport
Cellular component (GO): basolateral plasma membrane; plasma membrane
Molecular function (GO): urea transmembrane transporter activity; glycerol channel activity; water channel activity
Source: RefSeq, a predicted model, not a curated record